ACGCCUACGAUAUUCGUUGUUGAACCAGGGAGCUAAUUUUAUAAACUUGCCUGGGGUGCUAGUAGACUCUAAGAACAAGGUCUACUUGGAUCCUUCUAUGGAAAGAGUGUUCCUUCCCUCAAAGAAGCCUUUGGUGCCUGAUUAUGCUUUAAAUUUUGUUCGAGGAACUUCUUCCAAGCCAUUUGGUAGGUUGUGGUGGGAUGAGACCGUUUCGACAGUCAUCAACAGGGCAGAACCUCACAACCAGUUUUGUAUCCUAUUAAUACAUGCAGUCAAUUUUGCUCGGAUAGUGCCUGAUGGGCUGCUCGUUUUCUUCCCAUCAUACUAUGUCAUGGAACAAUGUAUCAGUUGCUGGAAGGACAAUUCUCGUGGCAAUGUGGCCUCUCAAAGUACAAUAUGGGAAAGAAUAUGCAAAUUUAAACAACCUGUGAUUGAACCAAGGCAGUCUUCAUUAUUUGGUUCAUCGAUUGAGGUAAUACAAGUGGGUAAUGAUGUAGCAAUACCAGUUGCUACCGCGCUUGGAUAUGCAUUCGGCCUAGCAUGUCAAGGACUUGCUGAUGAUAAGCCAGUGACAACACUUCCCUUCAAGUUUCCUAAUUUUUAUCUCCUUUUGAAGGUACUUGAAAAUAAUGAAGGUGCAACAGAUCAAGAACGGAUGGCUUCAAAGUAGCUACCAUCAUUAUCGUCAUCUAUUUUGUUAGCGCGCUAGAUCUUAUUAGUUAGCUUAUUUUCAAGGUUACUUCACUUUGGAUAUUUUUAUUAAUUAGACUUAACUACGACAUACAAUUUGCAAUUAUGUUUAUAGAAAAUAUAUAUAUAUGGUUAGAAUUUUGGUAAAUAUGCAAUAUUUGUAGGGAUUUUAAUUAUCUUAGUAUAUAUUUGUAAUAUAUUGAUUAAAGUAAUUUUUUUUACCUUAGUAUAUAUAUAUAUAUCUUCAAGUUUCAAAGUUUGUUUUUA
Beta vulgaris subsp. vulgaris (sugar beet) is the source of this 957-nucleotide messenger RNA. Its product is annotated as putative DNA (cytosine-5)-methyltransferase CMT1. Bases 98 to 670 code for a protein of 190 amino acids. Gene Ontology annotation, cellular component: nucleus. The transcript is spliced from 5 exons. Lineage: Eukaryota; Viridiplantae; Streptophyta; Magnoliopsida; Caryophyllales; Amaranthaceae. The record is from RefSeq and is a predicted model, not a curated record.